This is a messenger RNA of Rodentolepis nana, 2337 nucleotides long. NCBI's taxonomy places the organism in Eukaryota, Metazoa, Platyhelminthes, Cestoda, Cyclophyllidea, Hymenolepididae. The record is from the annotation of a GenBank genome assembly.
AAAAGACCCAAUUUACAGGAUGAAUUAGCGGGUCCUCAAACUUCAGAAUCUAUAACCGCUGCAGCAAUAUCUCCCAGAAUGACUACUAAAGCUUUCUUUAUUCGCACUUGUGCUAAUACUUAUGCUGUUUCUCCUGCAGAAACGUCAACUGAUGAUUUCGCAAACACCAAUAACAAAUCAUCUGAUGCAUCCAAUGUUCUUUACAAUCAGGAGCCAAUAAGCCCAGGAGGUUUUGCGGAACUUGAUGCAUAUUCGAAAAAUGUGGAAACCUCCGUGAGGGAAAAGCCUUCGACGCCUAGGAGACUCACCAGUCGACGUGAAACGUCGAAUGUUGUCAAAGAAGAAAAGAUCAUCGACGAAAAGGAAGGAGGAAAUCAAACUGCGGAAGCCACACCAAUGAGCAAAUUACGUUCAAAUUCAAGGAAAACUGCCCCCGCAACUUCUGUGGAUGAUUCGCCUUGGAAUUUGGGGAUGCUUGUUUAUGCUAAGUGGUGGAAUAGCAACAAAUUCUACGCUGGAAGGAUUGCCAAGUCACUGGGAAACGGAAAAUUUCAGAUCGAAUUUGAAGAUAAUUCGGUUGCUGAAGUGACUGCUCGAAAUGUGAUUCUUGCUGAGCUCCUUCCCGUGGAAACUGAGGUAUUAGUGGACAUCAACGGAACCAGCGACUUCGAACCCGGCUAUGUUGUAACAGGGCACGCAGUCGACGCCGCCCCACCUUCCUACAUUAUCAAGAAAAUCGAGAGUGGUGAAGUUAAUCAGGUGCCUCGUUCCCUAGUGGCAAUACACCUAGCGAAGUUAAAGAAACUACUUGCCAACGAACAAGUAUUCAGUAUCAUCAAAUGGCCAUCUCUAGGCGAUCGCACAAGGCAAGUAUCUGCCGCAGCCAAGGGCGCUCGAAGGACAAAGAGAGCAAACAAAAGAAAAACAAAUUCACGUGAAAGGUUAAGGGAGGAAGCCUCUACUGCAUUGCCGACGAAAACCAUGAAGAGAUCCGUUACUAUGUGCUCUAAGAAGCGGACUUCAAAGCAUCAAACUCAAAGGAACACUCUUCGAUCAGGAUCUAUUAAGCGAGAAGAUAGCCAGAUGUGGCUAACUGGCCGACGCAUAGUUACAAGGGCUUCGCGCGCAUCGAUUCUCUUGGAGAGGAGACGUGUUUCUCUCGCCUCUCCCACUCUCGAAAAGCGUCGAAAAAUUUCCAAGACAAUUACCACUCCAGAAGAGUCGAUCUCGGCUUCAGCAUCGCCGCCAAAAAUCCAAGUCAAUGCUGGGGGAGGGCUAAGCAAUUCUCGAUUCUCACUUGAAAGCGUCGAGGAUUCUUCCGUGGUUGGCCUGGGCGUGGAAACCUUCAGGGGCAUGUGUCAAAGGUAUAAUAUCCCAACGCCACCACCUGAUCUCUUUUCCAACUGGGCAUUCGCCAUGACAAGCGGUGUUAAUUCCGCUCAUUCGAAUCCCUUCUACCUUGAUUCCAUUGACCCUAUUGCAAAAGACCAGUUGCUCAUCUCGCAGAACGCCUUUUUCUUGCAAAUGUUGAUAUCGGCAGGUGGAGGUCGUAAUAUCGGUGAAGACUGGGGCGAAAUCUCGCCAAAUGGUUGUCUGGUGGAAAAAGAUUCUACAACUGGACGUCACGUUGCACUAAUAGCUCCAGCAGCCUGCCGGAAUGUGAGGUACCUUCAAGCUCUGGCCACUCUCGGACGUGUGCCUCAGGUCCACCGGGUAUGGAUUCUUGAUGCCUGUCUCAUUUCCUCGGGGAGAUCGCCAAUUGUCACGCCUUCCGAGGUUGUCACAAAGAUAUCCAAAAUGAACCUUAAAACAUCGGAUCUACCAAUGGCCCUUCUCCGACAUUCUUUCCGUGGGCUCUUUGAGCUACCAAGAGGCUUUGACAAGAUUAGCAAUACCCUAGUGCCUCCCACAAUAUUCUCACAGAUCUUCGCACAAACAGAAACUUUAUCUCCACCGAAAACCCUAUUGGAAUUGGGAGGCUUCAAAUUUGCUAAUAUAGUUGCCAUAAUCACCAAUGACUCGACUAAAUUUGGUAAUGGGUGGCUGUCUAUUCUUCGUUACACCCUGUUCAAUAAAAAGUCUACCGAAUUGCCCGUCAUUCUAUCACCGACUGAAAGUUUAAAUGAGCUUCAAAAAUUGAAGGCUUCGCCAGCCUCAUCCAUCCUCGGGUAUGAUUUGAAGAUUGUCUUGGCUGAUCAAGAUAGAAUCCCGGGGCCAACAAUAGCUGAGAUACAAAGCAUGGGCUUUGUUGUGGUGAACAAAGAAUUUAUGAUUCAAUCCCUAAUUAAUGGAAAGAUGCUUAAUCUGAAAUACGCAACCGCCUGGCGUAACCAGUAA